AAAGCUUAUUGAUGUUUGCGUCACCAGUUCUAUGGUAAUUUAGAAAUUAACUGUCCAGUCAGACAAGUUCUCUUACAUAGCUCACAAUUUGUGAACGAUACCCAAAAUUGACUUCAGAAAGAUCUCUACUGCUGUCAUUUUAAACCUACUUCCCCCCUUUAAGAUGAUAUACACUAUCAUUGAAUGACAAGGUUCAAAGGUCAUUCUGAAUGACAGGGUCAAAGGUGAAUGGAGGUGAUUAAUUCAACUGUGAAUGGAGCUGUCAAGUAGAGAGGAAUAUGAUCGUCUCAUAGCAACCCAAACAUCCGACCCAGAAGAAAUGGAGAGCUCAGAUUAUCAGUAUAGCAUAUUGAAGGAGCCGGGCGAGAACAUGGACGCCGCGGAUAAAACCGUUAACUGUAAGUCAGAAGAGAAGAUUAGUGUGAACAAAACAGGCAAACUGACGUCCUCAUCUUUUGUGUGGAUAUUGGCAUUCUUUUCGGCCAUUGGUGGAUUUUUAUUUGGAUAUGAUACUGGCGUUAUUUCCGGUGCCAUGUUGUUAUUGAGAAAGCGUUUUGAAUUAUCGUCGUUAUGGCAGGAGAUUAUUGUGAGCAUAGCGAUAGCUGGAGCCUUUAUUGGUGCUCUUUUCGGUGGAUUUUUAAAUGAUAAAUUUGGGCGUAAAGCUACCACAGUUUUAGCGAGUUUAGUAUUUGCGGUGGGUGCAGUUAUUCUUGGAGCCGCUCAGAAUGUGGAGAUGUUGGUAUCUGGUCGGGCUGUUCUAGGACUAGGAAUAGGGUUGGCUUCUAUGACAGUACCAGUGUAUAUAGCAGAGUGUGCCCCAUGUCAUAUCCGAGGUAAAAUGGUGACGUUAAAUGUAUUGUUUAUAACAGGAGGUCAGUUUAUAGCCAGCGUUAUAGAUGGUGCCUUUAGUUAUAUGGACGAUGGGUGGAGGUAUAUGUUAGGACUUGCCGCGAUCCCGGCAUUGAUACAGUGUAUAGGUUUUAUAUUUUUACCUGAGAGCCCUCGAUGGUUGGUCAGCAAAAAUAAAGAAGUGGAUGCCCGUGACGUUUUAAUAGCCAUCCGCAAUACGAGAAAUAUUGACCAAGAAUUAGACGAUAUUAAAACUAUCUGUGAAGAAGAACGGAGGGCCAAGGCAAUUUCUGGGGGAGGUCUGACAAUUAUUAGAAUGUUAAAAAAUUCCAAUAUGAGGAAAGCAUUAGUGGUUGGGUGUGGUCUUCAGCUCUUCCAACAACUAAGUGGUAUCAAUACGGUCAUGUAUUACAGUGCAUCUAUAAUUAAAAUGGCGGGCAUAUCAAAUGAACACGAGGCUAUCUGGUUGUCAGCGGUUACAUCUAGUAUAAAUUUUAUCUUUACGUUAGUGGGUGUUUGGGCUGUGGAUAGAUUUGGUAGAAGACCACUCAUUCUUACAAGUUUGUUAGGGGUUAUAAUCAGCUGUAUUGUAUUAGCUGUUGGAUUUCAACUAGCAGCCAUUAAUUCACCACAUGUCAGUCAAUAUGAAAUGAUUGGAGAUAACUCUUCAUGCACUCGAUACAGUUAUUGUGAGAACUGUAUAGAAGAUACAAGUUGUGGUUUUUGUUUUACGGAAUCUGGUGAAGGACGUACAAACGGAUCCUGUUUAUCAACAAGAUCAACAGAUAACACACAUUCCAUCUACGGGCGAUGUAAUAACACAGAUUUACCCGGUGAUUUGGUCUGGGCGUAUGAAUACUGUCCUACAUCUUACUCGUGGAUCAUACUUCUAGGUCUAGUGUUAUAUUUGAUGUGUUUUGCCCCAGGUAUGGGACCAAUGCCAUGGACGUAUAAUUCUGAAAUAUAUCCAUUAUGGGCACGAAGUACAGGCAAUUCUUUUUCGUCCGCAACGAACUGGCUCAGUAAUUUACUAGUUUCCAUGACAUUCCUAACAUUAACAGAAACACUAACCAAAUAUGGUACAUAUUGGUUAUUUGUUGGUAUUUGUUUAGUGGCUCUGGUCUUCUUUACCUGUGUUUUACCUGAAACUAAGGGGAGACAACUAGAAGAUGUGGAAACAUUGUUUCAAGAACCUUGGUGUAAAUGUUGUUCAAAUAAAAGUCGUGUGGAUUACGUGGCAAGAUAACAAACAAUAUUCGUGAUUCGGUAACCGAAAACAACAUGCUCAAAUAUACAUAAUACAAUUAUACAUAAUGCAAAUAUACACAAAUGCAAUUAUACAUAAUGCAAAUAUACAUAAAUGCAAUUAUACAUCCAAUAACACACUAUUUAUGGACAACGAUUACUAUGGUUUAUUUCACUGCGACGUUUCAACAAGAUUUCACAAAUCGUUAUAUGC
Patella vulgata (common limpet) is the source of this 2308-nucleotide messenger RNA. Its product is annotated as proton myo-inositol cotransporter. Gene Ontology annotation, molecular function: myo-inositol:proton symporter activity. Lineage: Eukaryota; Metazoa; Mollusca; Gastropoda; Patellidae. The record is from RefSeq and is a predicted model, not a curated record. The coding region runs from base 254 to 2095 and encodes 613 amino acids. Gene Ontology annotation, biological process: transmembrane transport. Gene Ontology annotation, cellular component: membrane. The transcript has 10 exons.